Hymenoscyphus albidus is the source of this 1266-nucleotide messenger RNA. NCBI's taxonomy places the organism in Eukaryota, Fungi, Ascomycota, Leotiomycetes, Helotiales, Helotiaceae. The record is from the annotation of a GenBank genome assembly.
AGGAAGAGUAUAGUAUUGAGGUUAGAUAUACUAGCAUCGUUCUGAAUGGAUUCAGCUACGUUUCUUAUUCCCAGCUACAUCUCUCUUUCACUUCCCUCUCCCAAUAAGAAGGUUUCUCUACCAUGCCAGGCCCAAGCCACACUUACCCUUUCUUGAUGUCUCCUGCUGAUCGGUCACGCGAUAUGGUCUAAUAGCAGGGACCUACCCCUUCUGCAAGGUGUCGUACAGCAUCUGAGGCACUUACUUUCGAACCUCCUCUUCUUCUUAAACAUCAUCCUGCCUCUUCCAUCAUCAAUCAAUCAACACCAUCAGUCAAGAUCACUCUACUCUCGCAGAUAUCAAUCCCUCAAUCCAUCCUACACACCUUCAACCAUAAACAUCUCACCUCCUUCAUCAGUAAGUAGGACCUCGAAGCUUGUUGUGGUUUUUACCCCUCCUUCGCCGGUGCUCCCGUGCCAACUCCAACCUCGAUUAUAUACUUACUUACCAUCAAUUGAACAGUGGGAAAGACACACAAGAUGAACGACCGUGACCAUGCCGGUCUUGCAGACGGCACUGCUCUCCCAAUCGAGCAUCUACCACGCUACUUCGCCAAGUCAGGCCACGCCGACGCUGACCCAAAGAAGUCCAAGAAGAACGGAGCAGGUAAAGGCGGAUGGUAAGCCCUAUUCUCCCGUCCCCUUCUAUGUAAACAAACCUACUAACAAACACCUCAGGGGUGUCAGCGGCGAGGAAGUCCAAGACGAGGGAUUCAAUCUCAAUAACGCCCGUCGUCGCUCCAACAGCAGCAGCUACACCGCCGGCCUCAAGGACUUCAAAACCAAAUUUGAACACAUCGAAGCCGACCCCGUCUUCGAGGAGGAUCUCCACGGCGCGGAGGAGGACACACCCGUCAGACGUGUCAACACGGAUAGCUCUGCUAGCAGCGUUGACGAGGAGGAACACAAGAAAUAAAUCUUCACCAUGCAAUCUUGUCAUUGAUUGGUCGGGGGAUCUAGCGGUCAUGUUAUACCUUUGCUAUGCAGGCAUUGCAUCCGAAAUUGAGGGUCUCGAAUAGGCGAUGGAUGGCGGUAUCUUUUUUCUCUUUUUCAAACCUUUGCUUACGAAAUGAAUGGCCUAGCGACGUUAUGGGUGGGAGUGAGAAGAUAGUUGAACUGGAACUGGUGGAUAUAAAGACCAGCAUGUACUGUACGAUUACCUAGCUCCUAGCUACUCAAAGGCAUAGAGGAAUUUGCCCAGUAAAAAGUAAAAACCACAGACUAUCCC